GCUAAGCUAAGCACAACAAUGUUUCACUCAGUUUUAAUUUCACUGCUGUUUAUGUUGUCGGACGUCGAGAGCAACUCGUACUUGACAGCGGAGCAACCACUUGCUGAACAAUUUGAGAUGCUCGAUCUGCUAGAUUUGGGCAACAGACCCAGACGGCUGGCACAACCGGAGUUGCAUAACUCAGCCUCAAAGUUCCUGCUGGAGGUUUACAAUGAGAUCAACGAGGAGCAGGAGCCACAGGAGGUGCUGCAUCAGCGUCACAAGCGUUCCAUGGAAGAUGAUAUACUGUUAACUAGGGCGGAUCGUCAAGAAAUAGCCAGUAGCAAUAGCAUAUUGACCUUUUCCAGCCGCAACCGGGACCUUGGCAAUGAAUUAGAUAUGCAUAUAACAUUUAAUACGAAUGAUGUUCCCAUGGACUUAAUGCUAGUGCAGGCCAUGUUGCGAAUUUAUAAGCAGCCCAGUUUGCAGGAGCAGCGCCAGAAUCUGACAAUUUCCGUAUACAAAAAGAUUUACAGUCACAAUCAGGAUGGGGGAGCAUAUCGCAUUUUGCAGUCGCUGAAUACUACAGUCAAUUACAAGGGCUGGCUGGAGUUCAAUCUGACGCAGACGCUGCACACCUGGCUGCUCCAUCGAGGUCUGCAGAAACAGCGACACGAGCUGCGCAUCUCUUUAGGCGACACAAAGCUGGGCGCCUUAGCCGCUGGCUUGGUACCGCCGCAGGAAUUGCACACCAAUUUGGAGCCCUAUAUUGUGGGUUAUUUCAAUGGGCCCGAACUGCUAGUCAAAGUGCAAAAAUUACGCUUCAAGCGGGAGCUGCACAAGCGUAAGGCGACGCUGGCGGCUAGUGGUUAUCAUCACAUGCCACCGCCAGAUUAUUAUAAGCCGCCGCAGUCCUGCGAGCGGCUCAAUUUCACCGUGGACUUUAAGGAGCUGCAAAUGCAUAAUUGGGUCAUUGCACCCAAGAAGUUCGAGGCAUACUUCUGCGGCGGUGGUUGCAAUUUUCCUCUGGGUACCAAAAUGAAUGCCACAAAUCAUGCAAUUGUUCAAACGCUGAUGCAUCUCAAGCAGCCGCAUCUGCCAAAGCCUUGCUGUGUGCCCACUGUGCUAGGCGCCAUAACCAUACUUCGAUACCUUAACGAGGACAUCAUCGAUUUAACCAAAUACCAAAAGGCCGUGGCAAAGGAAUGCGGAUGUCAUUAGAAAAGCGUAGAGGAAUGCGGCGGAAAACCAGUCGACCCUCCAAAGGUUUUAGUAAAAUAUAAAUAUAUCAGACGACCUGAAACAGUCUAAUCUGGUUUAUAGGGCAUUGGUUUAAAGAUGAAUGUCCGCCCCUUUUUGACUUAGAGUACCUUUAAAGAAUUAGAGAGGAUGAAGGCUAAGGACCAUAUCGGUUAUACAAGAGCGAAAAAGGCUCAGUUUUCAUCCUCCCGUUCCAGUUCUGAUAUUUGUAAGCAAAUUUAUAUUUAAGCAAAAAAGCUUUAAUGAUUUAUAACCUUUUAUGAACUCUGAGCGGACGCAUAUGAUGCCCUUUCAUUCGUUUUGUAGCUUGGCUUUAAUGGCCAAAUCCGCAUGAUAC
Drosophila grimshawi is the source of this 1576-nucleotide messenger RNA. RefSeq names its product protein screw (gene scw). Gene Ontology annotation, molecular function: growth factor activity; cytokine activity. Lineage: Eukaryota; Metazoa; Arthropoda; Insecta; Diptera; Drosophilidae. Gene Ontology annotation, cellular component: extracellular region. The record is from RefSeq and is a predicted model, not a curated record. The coding region runs from base 19 to 1200 and encodes 393 amino acids. Gene Ontology annotation, biological process: SMAD protein signal transduction; BMP signaling pathway. The transcript has 2 exons.